AUGUCCUCCUCAGCGCCUUGGGACUACAUCGCCAAGCUGGUCUGCAUAGGCGACUCAGGAUGCGGCAAAUCCAGUCUCACCAUCCGCCUCUGCGAAGGCCGCUUCUCCGCGCACCACGACGUCACAAUCGGCGUUGAAUUCGGCUCGCGCAUCGUGCCCGUCGGCCCGCCUCACACGCCCGCCGGCGCCAUCGCAUUCCCUCCCUCCUCGUCCUCCGCCGCCGACGAUGCGCCGCCUUCGCCCGGCGGGCUCCCGGAACCGCCGCGCGACACCAGCAACACCCCCCAGAAGCAUAUGAAGCUCAGCCUGUGGGACACGGCCGGCCAAGAAACAUACAAGUCCGUCACGAGGUCGUAUUUCCGUGGCGCAAGCGGCGCGCUGCUCGUCUUUGACCUGUCGCGCAAGGCCACCUUCCAGCACGCCACGGACUGGCUCAACGACCUCCGCCAGAUUGCCGAGCCCGACAUUGUCAUCGUCCUGGUCGGCAACAAGGCCGAUCUGACACAGCAAGAGGACAACAAGCGAGAGGUCACCCGGGAAGAGGCGGAAGAGUGGGCCAGGCGUAAUGGCAUCCUCGAGUACGUCGAGACGAGUGCUAAGAGCGGCGAGAAUGUGGAAAAAGCCUUUAUGAGAGUCGCCGAGAGGAUAUACCAGAACAUCCAGGCCGGCAAGUAUAAUCUAAACGACAGGAGAUCCGGCGUUAAGGGCCCUAGUGCUGGUGGAAGCCGGCAAGUGAGGUUAACAGCUGACGCCAGCAAAUCAGGCGGCGGAUGUUGUUAA
Trichoderma gamsii is the source of this 780-nucleotide messenger RNA. RefSeq lists its product as hypothetical. The transcript has a single exon. Bases 1 to 780 code for a protein of 259 amino acids. Gene Ontology annotation, cellular component: endosome. The record is from RefSeq and is a predicted model, not a curated record. Gene Ontology annotation, biological process: regulation of endocytosis. Lineage: Eukaryota; Fungi; Ascomycota; Sordariomycetes; Hypocreales; Hypocreaceae. Gene Ontology annotation, molecular function: GTPase activity; GTP binding.